CCAAUCAAAUCAUUCAUUAAAUCAUUCAAAACACUUGCAAUGUAUACACUUAUCAGGUUAGAGUUUGCUUGCCGAAUUUGGAAAAAGAUCCUUCUGAAUUUACUACGCGAUACACCGUAUAUCGUAUUUGUAUACCAUAUACCUACGGGUGGUAGAUUAGCUGUACCC
This is a messenger RNA of Funneliformis mosseae, 168 nucleotides long. Lineage: Eukaryota; Fungi; Glomeromycota; Glomeromycetes; Glomerales; Glomeraceae. The record is from the annotation of a GenBank genome assembly.